AUGGCAGCGAAUGAUACGUACUUUUCGCCCGAAUCAACCAAUCUGGAACGGUCAGAAUUCCGAACUGCCAAGAUUACUCUGUACUGUUUAAUCUGGAUACUAAGCUGCAUUGGUAACAGCUUGGUUAUAAUCGUCAUCAUUGGAGCUCGAGACAUGCGGACUCCCUCAAACUUACUAAUCUUGAACCUUGCUUUGUGUGAUUUCAUCACUCCAGCUUUGGCUAUUCCGUUCGAUUUUGCCUUGGAGGAGAAAAAUUACAUCUGGCCGUUUGGUCAUGCGAUGUGCAAGGUUUUGUGGCCGUUCCAAACGGCGAGCUCUACGUCUUCAUCUCUUACUCUUGCGGCCGUCAGUGUGGAUAGGUUCAGGAACCUCGUGACGCCAUUUGCAAGGCGCACCACUUUUCGUCAAGUUCUUCUCUGCUUAUUUGCUAUGCACGUGUUUUCUAUCGGCUUGUGUGUUCCUUAUAGUCUUGUCUUGGACUAUGACAAAUCAAAACGUUCUUGCGACGAGAAUUGGUCGAAUAUGCACUAUGGACAAGCAUAUACGGUGAUAUUGUGUCUAUGUGGGUACGUUUUACCUUUAAUAACAAUGGCUAUAGCGUACAGGCUUAUUUAUCGCAGCUUACGCUCAAACCUUAUGGGCCUUCUAUCAAUGGAAACUGAUCCUCAAAAACCUCGCAAUGUUUGUAGAUCAUCUGAAGAAUCGACUUUAAUAAGGGACAGUGUGGAAAAUCAAAGAAAAGAACAGAACAUUCGCUUGGCAAAAAUGUUUACUAUUGUCGUGGUGGUAUUCGCUAUAAGCAUGUUUCCAAAUCAAGUUCUUUGGAUUUGGAUCGACUUCGGCCAUGGCAAAAGCAAUGAGCUUUUCCAUUACGUCUCUGUUGUGUGCCGUCUUUGCACUUACGCAAACAGUGUCUUAAACCCUUUUAUCUACACCUUAAAAAGCAAAGAGUUUAGAUCCGGCUUUGCGAGGAUUGGUCGAGCAAGUAUGCAUCCCUUACGAAAGAUAAGCUCGGAAACAAGAAAGUUUGUGCGCAAAAUAAGCAGGAGCAUUUCAGAUGCCGGUCAGCGUCCCGCUGUUCUGCCUCAGCAGUCUUCUGGCAUAACCGCACCUGCUCAGAGGUUCUCAGAAACUUUCACUAAUGGUAAAGAAACUCUUGAACCACCUCUUAGCAAUUAUAACAUGCAUUACAAAACGUCAGAACUAAUUUGUACAAUUAAUGACUUUUCUAUCGAUCUAUCAAUUUCAGUUACUCCCAGCUUGUACGAAAAACUCGAGGAACUUGCAGAAACGACUUGCUGAGUAACGCCGUGUAGAUAGACCUGACAUACAUAUGCAAUUUUGAAAACUUACAUGGUGAUUGGGAAAAUCAGUUAAGCGGAGCCCAAUUUGAAACUGACUGCAUUAAGUUAUGAUGACUUUAAGAAAACAAUAAGGGAGUCAAUAACUUUUUGUCGCAAACGAAAUUUUCCUCCUGUAUACCGAUCCAAAACAAAAAAAUAACCCAUCCGUUAUUAGCGGCGGUAUAAUUCCGUCUGCACAUGAAGAAGGAUAAGGUUAUGGUCGCCACCUAUGGCAGCUGUGUUAUGUCUUCAGUAUACAAGUGUUAGAGUUCCUAAUGAACUGAUUCACAUGUGUCCACGAAUUGAUUUAUAGACCUCUAAUGUCCAUUUUUUUUUAGAUCAUGACCUAUAGUUUACCUUGAGUUACUUGUUUAUUAUCUUAAGACUGCCAUUUUAUAUAUUAAGUCUCCCGCUAAUGAUCUACAUCUGUAGCAUACAUUAUCCUUUGAUGCUUAUCGAUUGAAGCCUACAUUAUUUGCACCGUAUAAAACACACAUUUCCAUUUGAUCUUUAAUUAUUCAUUUUUUUCUUUUUCAUGAAGUAACUGGGAAAGAAACAAUGUUUACAAAGAGGUGUUUUAGUUUUACUUCAUCUUACCUCACCCGGCCAAUCUUUUCCGAAAUAGUAUAACUGCAUAAGAAAUUCUGCCCCACUGCAACCAACUGACACUACACAGUCGGCCUCUUUCCAAAACUAACAUUGCCCAGACUGGCUCUAAGUGUUCGCGUCUUGGAUAGUUGGCCACUCAGUCUUAUAAAGGAGAAAGAAUGGGCAGGGUCAGGCAAGGUUUAAUUGGGGGGUAUUUUCUAAGAGGGAAAAUAACGCAGGUUAAUGACAGGUCAUUGAAGUUAAAGGAUCUUUUCAGCGUGAUGAUGUGCUGUAAUAAACGUACAUGAUAACAUUUUAAAAUUUUUGAGUUUGGAAAGGCCAGUGCCUACAUCUGUCGAUAUGACCAGGCGUGGUCAGAAACAGGGCCUCUUUGCUUUACUCGAAGAGGAACACCUUCCCUUAGUACAGAGAUCCCAUUCAAGCUGGUAAAAAGUCACGACAGUGAUUGAUUCAUUACGUGAACAUUUCCAGGACACUUAAAAUUACAAUGUAUUGCAAAGGGCUUUUCAAAAAAAUUAAUCCCCUCCACGCAAUUAAACCACAAGUCACGUUAUGCUUGCUAGGUGUUUGGCGUAUUUGUCAAAGUCAGGUGCUCUUGCGCUUUGAUGUUCGAGAAAACUAGAUUUUAACUUUUUUUGCUUUAUAGCGCUAUAAGGCGCAUUCGAUUGAUCGCAUUCCGGAAUAAAAAUACCCCAAAUUUUUAAUUUGUUUCAUAUCUUUUGUACCUUGCUUUUUGGGCCACUUAAAACAGAUUUCUAGAUUAGAUAUUGCAAUGCACCAAACGCCGAUCAUAUGAGGGAUUUUCAGAGUUUAUUCCAAUAUUCUACUCUUAUUCCGGAAUGCGAUCAAAUAGUACACACCCUAUAAUUUUCUCUAAGAAAAACUGCCGAUGGAAUCCCGUCAUCUAUUAAGUAAUCUAUACCAUCGCGGGCGGAAUUCUUUCAUCUUGCGGUGGCGUUAACCUGAUGAUUUUGCAAUCAAAAGAUGUACUCAAUACUUGAUUGCUAAGUAAACAGAAAGGGUAAACGUUUACCCCACUGUGCUAACUCCAAAGGUCAAGAACAUUAAGCUUGGCAGCCUACAUUACCAUUAAGCAAGAAAACCAGUUCCUUGAGAGACGGAUGCUUCCUGUGUUUCUGUCAAUGUCGAGUUUUUCUAAAAUGUAAACUUUGGGAACCCUUUUUAAGAUCCGGGGGGGAUACUCUCUAUAAUGGGCUCCACCCUAAAUCGCAAGGGGUACCUUCUUCAUGCUUCAGUUAUAUGAAAGGGUUGGGAUCUCAUUUGUUGAAGUAUACGAAAGAGUAGGGAACUCUUUGAUUUGGGUCUGUUAAUUGACCUAAAAAGGGCUACAGCAAAACUUUAUGCCUGUAAAAGAGAGGAGAAAUUUCUUUUAGUUUAGCGGAUUUUUUCAUAUUUGAAAGAAAGCUCAUUUACAGCACUGAGUUAAAAGGGAUGCAGAGUUCUAAACCAAGUAUAUGAAAGGGGUACCGUUUGUCAAUGAAACGUAUACGAAAGGAAUACCUUUUUGUCAAAAAUGGUGCACAAUAUUAUAAUGGUAUAUAAAAGAAUAAGGGGUUUGACCUCACGGCGGAGCCUCCCCGUAUUAAACUUUACUGUGUAGCCCCCGGGUUUAUCAGAUAUUUGUUUUCAAAAGUUAUUAAAAGCAUUGUUUAUUUAUUAUUAUAUGAAAUCACCGUCCAUGUUAUGUUUCACAAUAGAAACCGCAGGUUCUGCGUUCGUUAAUAAUGAUGCGAUUGGGCAGGGAGUACAAUGGCAUUCAACGAAGGAAGAGCUCUCGGAGAUCAGAUAGGAUUUAGAUGAUCUUGAUAGCGCGAGGAGGAUCUGACUUAUCAUAUUUUAACUACCAGUCAGUGAAUUCAGUGUUGUCGACUUCAGUUUCUCUGCGAAAGCUGGGGGAUAUAUGUAACUGGCGUUGCUUUAUGAAACAGCGCCGUCGAAAAAAUUGUGAGUGACUAACCAAGCCAUCGUUUGAACAGAUAAGAAAUGUGAACAUUUACAUCGUCGUUUUACUGCGGGCGUCAAUAGCCAACUCACGACUGCUUUUCAAAUUAAACAGCGGGGAUAGAUAUAGCCACCACAUAGCAACAGCAGUCGGGGAGCAGUACUGCAUGAUGCCGAAUAAUGGCUCCCAGUACCAAGAAGAAACAGCGAGUUUGGAAAAUAUGGAGUUCAGAAUCUCGAAGAUAAUAUUAUACCUCCUUAUCUUGGUUCUUAGCUCUGUUGGAAACAUUUUAGUCUCCGUUGUUCUUAUAAGAGCAAGAAAUUUGCGGACUUCAUCUAAUCUACUGAUCCUGAAUUUAGCGGCGUGUGACUUCCUCACACCAAUUAUAAGUAUACCAUUUGAUUUAGCUCUCGAAGAACUCAGAAACAUCUGGCCGUUUGGAAGAACAGUAUGCAAACUUCUGUGGCCCUUACAAACAGUAUUCUCGACUUCAUCGAGCCUUAUUCUUGCAGCUAUCAGCUUGGACAGAUACAGAACCCUUGUGAAACCUUUCCUCCCUCAGUCUUCCUUGGGAACUAAUGUUUUGCUCGUAUUAACAGUUCACGCUUUUUCAAUAUGCUUAUGCAUUCCUUAUUUUAUUGCUUUAGAGUACAAUCCAGCCAAAAAUUCCUGCAACGAAAGCUGGCCAGCUGUACGUUACAGACAAGUUUAUACCGUUUUCCUUUUCUUGUGCCAGUACGCAUUGCCACUGAUCACAAUGUCUAUCGCAUAUGUGCUUAUUUAUAGGAGUUUACGUUCCAAUCUGGCCCGACUCUUCUCUGUGAAUUCUAGGAGAUGUCAAAAGUCUAGACGACGGACGCAUUUGAGCAAGGAUAGCGUGGAAUUUAAAAGAAAAGAACAGAACAUUCGCUUGGCAAAGAUGUUUGUUAUCGUCGUGGUAGUCUUCGCAAUAAGCAUGUUUCCGAAUCAAGUUUUGUGGUUCUGGCACGACUUUGGUAAUGGAGGCGAGAGUGCAUAUUUCCACUACAUCUCCGUAGUUUGUCGGCUUUGCACUUAUGCCAACAGCGUCCUAAAUCCGUUUAUAUAUGCGUUAAAAAGCCGAGAAUUCAGAUCUGGAUUUGCGAAGAUUGGUCAUUCUACUGUAGUAAAACCGCUGAGAAAAAUAAGCGCCGAGACUAGAAGAUUUGUGCGCAAGGUGAGCACUAACGUUAAUGUC
Molecule: messenger RNA, 5131 nt
Organism: Porites lobata
Lineage: Eukaryota; Metazoa; Cnidaria; Anthozoa; Scleractinia; Poritidae
Source: the annotation of a GenBank genome assembly